AUGCUAAUUAAAUCUUGUAAUCAGAACGAUGAUAAUGACGAAAAUGAUGAUAGCAUAUCAGCGCCUCAAUUUAUCAUUACAUGCAGGGAAAAUAUAUUUGCUCACAAUGCAUUCCCAAAACUUACUUGUUUUUCACUUGUACAAUGCAGCUUUAGUACCGAAUACAAAAUAACUCCAGAAGAAAGAAGGACUAUUGCAUUGUCGUAUUUACCUGAGAAAACAGUGAAUAACAUAGAAAAUAUCUAUGGGAAUACGCCUUUGUAUGUAUCGUCUCAUUUGGGAUACUUAGACUUUGUAGAAUAUUUUAUAGUUAAAAGUCCUAAUCACAUUGAGGUUAAAGAUAAGGAAGGUAGAUCUCCAUUUUAUGUCGCAUGUGAAAAGGUUCACAUUGCAGUCGUUAGAUAUUUAAUGAAAUAUAAUCAAGACAUUAAUGCCGAAAACUUGGAUAAAACCACAGCAUUAAAUGGGAAUGAAAAAUUGGCGAAACUGUUAUUAUUUGGAAAAUAUAAUGUAGAUAUUUCUAAUAGAGAUACUUUUGGACUAACUGCUUUACAUUCAGCCUGCAAAAAUGGGCACACAGAAAUCGUUAAAGCAAUUCUGGAAUUUGAUAGUAAUGUCAAUGAAAAAGAUGAAAAUGGUAGCACACCACUGUUUCUUGCUUGUUUACAUGGUUGUUAUGAUACAGUUAAAUUCUUACUUGAUUUAAAUGGCAAAAAAUUUAAUAGUCGUGUAGAUACAACAAUAAAAGAUGAAAAGGGAUGUUCAGCUUUACAUGCAGCAUGUUUAAAUCCAGAUAUAGAGGUAGCUAAGUUAUUAAUCGAUGUUGGUAUGAAUAUUAAUGACACAACAAAUAGCGGUUCUACACCACUACAUAAUGCUUGUCAGCAAGGUCAUUAUGAAACAGUGAAAUUAUUAGUUGAUUUAAACGGUCAAGCGCUAAAUAGUCGUGUACAUACAACGGUUAAAGACGACAAAGGAUUGGCAGCUUUACAUUUAGCGUGUCAAAACGGACAUAAAGAGGUAAUUAAGUUAUUAAUCGAUGUUGGUAUGAAUAUUAAUGACACAACAAAUAGAGGUUCUACACCACUACUUAAGACUUGUCAGCGAGGUCAUUAUGAAACAGUGAAAUUCUUACUUGACUUAAAUCGCCAAGUAUUAAAUAGUCGUGUCGAUACUACCAUAAAAACAUUUUCGGAAGGUCAGGGUUACAUUUAG
Messenger RNA from Mytilus trossulus (common blue mussel), 1215 nucleotides. RefSeq names its product serine/threonine-protein phosphatase 6 regulatory ankyrin repeat subunit A-like. The coding region runs from base 1 to 1215 and encodes 404 amino acids. The transcript has 2 exons. The record is from RefSeq and is a predicted model, not a curated record. NCBI's taxonomy places the organism in Eukaryota, Metazoa, Mollusca, Bivalvia, Mytilida, Mytilidae. Gene Ontology annotation, molecular function: protein binding.